UUGUGCAAACUGUCAAGUCAUGUUUUUAUUGCGUUACUCAGCUCCAUCGUCAUUUCAUUCGUUCGUUUAAAGUUUUGUUCAAAACUACGAAGUAAAUUGAAUAGAAUUAUUGGUAUAUUUGGUGUUAGAUUUUACCAGUGUUAUAUAGUCUAACAUGGCAUCAAAAACAGUAACCGUACUAACCGUUCACGGACGUCGGCAGAAUGUAAAAGUGGAGCCAAAUACUACGUUGUUGGACGUCCUCGAACAGGUGUGCAAGAAAUUCAACUUCAAUGCCCCGGAGUACGAUCUGAAGCACCACAACAAAGUGAUUGACCUAUCGGCAAUGUUCCGGUUCUCGGGUCUUCCCAACAAUGCACUGCUGGAAAUGGCGCCGGCAACUAAGACCCGAACAGAGGAAGAUAUCAUGUUGGUCAUGCAGUUAGAAGACGGUACCCGGCUAGAUGGCACGUUCAAACCAUCGACCAGUUUGUUGCACGUGUUGCAAACGUUGUGCAGGGAUAAAGCCAAUGCUGAUUCGAAUCCGGUAAUGAUUUAUAUGCGAAGAGAAGUUCUGUGGGAUUCGUUGGAUAAGACAACGUUGAAAAAUUUGGGACUUACUGGAGGUCGGGCCAUUAUUAGGCUUCUGCAACGAAAACCAGAAGAACUAAAGACACAGGCCAACGUAUCGGCCCCAUUGCCGCAAAAAGAAAAACCAGAGGAGGAGGAUGUCGCUCCUACUAAAACUGUUCCUUCAAAACAAGCUACUGAAAAAGAACAAACGCCAACUACAUCAGGCGAUCAAACUCCCCUUCCCUUGUCGAAAAAACAGAAAGAUGAACAUUCCAGUUCCAUGCCCGGGCCAUCUAGUGCAGCAAAACAAAAAUCGCAGCCUUCUAAUAUCAAUAAAUCGAAAACACCCGAGAAAGAACCCAAACCAAAGCCGGAACCGGAAAUCCACAUCCUAGGUGAACGAGAUGCCGUUCUGUUCAAUUUGGAAACGGCCGAGCACGGUUCGUUCGAUCUGCCGGAUUCGUUCUUCGACGUCACGGUCAAAGACGUUCGCCAUAUGUACGCCGACCUGAGGAACAAAGUUCGAGAGCUGGAAGAGCAACCGCUGAUGACGUCGGAACUGCGCAAACUGGAGGACGAAAAACGCGUGCUGAACAGUUUGGCGCGCUAUAAGAACACCAUUAUACGGGUGCAGUUCCCCGAUCGGUAUAUUCUACAGGGAAUUUUCAAGCUACACGAGACCGUUGCCGAUGUGAUGGCUUUCGUACAGGUGCAUUUGGACGACCAGUUCGCUGCGAUUCAUCUAUAUACAACUCCCCCGAAGACAAUCCUAUCGCCCGAAACCACGUUGGUUGAAGCAAGAUGUGUACCGCAAGCCUUACUGCAUGUCGGUUUCGAGGCCGACCAGAAACCCGAUAAACCUCUCAAACCAAAGCUCUACGAACGGCUGUCGAAUGCAACGGGGGCAACGGAACUUGCCGCGCGGACCCGGAAGAAUUUCAUCGACAACGCUUCAUCGUCGACGACUUCGAUGGAAACCGACGCGUCGAUGGAAGAGGACUGCGGUAGCUCGUCAGGCGCUGCCGGGCGUAGCGCAAAUCGAAUUCCUAACCAGAACUUUAGACCCUCGUCGGUACAGCCGGCUACUACCAGUGAUGUUAAGAUGCCCAAGUGGUUCAAAAUGGGAAAGUAAUAAAUUAAGAAUGUUGAACUUCUCUCGA
This is a messenger RNA of Aedes albopictus (Asian tiger mosquito), 1712 nucleotides long. RefSeq names its product tether containing UBX domain for GLUT4. Bases 155 to 1684 code for a protein of 509 amino acids. NCBI's taxonomy places the organism in Eukaryota, Metazoa, Arthropoda, Insecta, Diptera, Culicidae. The record is from RefSeq and is a predicted model, not a curated record. Gene Ontology annotation, cellular component: vesicle membrane; nucleus; cytoplasm. Gene Ontology annotation, molecular function: protein binding. The transcript is spliced from 3 exons. Gene Ontology annotation, biological process: glucose homeostasis; intracellular protein transport.